GUGCGCAUGCGCCGCAGCUCUCUUCAAUCUAGGGCUGCGUUUCUCUUCAUAAAAACGGUAAGGACAAGCUGUUUUUACUGUGUGGUUUUAAAUAUGCUUGGCUGUAAAAUGUGAGCCGAUCUUACGACACUAGCGAGAGUUGUAGCCGGGGGUUGGGGGUAUAUUGCGGAUGGGGCUCAGCCAGCCAGGCUCGUCCAGAAUGGAGGGGCAACGCCGCCGCCGUGCCGUUGUUUGCUGUACGUGCCGCCGCACAGGGAGACGUCAUUUUGAGGGGGAGCGGAGAGUUAAAAUGCAGAGUUACGAAGGGACGUACGGUUCAGAGACAAGCGGCACGUAACCGUCACACUGUAAAUGCAAAGCUUUACCGUCUCGGACAGUAUAGUUACCAGUAUUUUCCAGGUUGCCACACGUUAAGUUACGCCCUUGUGUUAGCCGUAAUGGCUACCGCCGAGCUAGUCUGGAGCUGUGUGGGUCUCCACGGCCAGAAGCAGUCACUGCCCACGGAGAUGAACAAACUCCUGGACAGCUGUCAUAUGAAAGCAGCCCUCCUCUGCAGUCUCCUCUGAGUGUGAUGGCGACCACCGACGAGGUCACAGUGUCCAUGGCGGAGGUGGUGAUGGUGAAGGAUAUCGGUGAAGGAGACAGCGAUGAUCCUAAUAAGACUCAGGUCAUCCUGCAGCUCCAGCCAGUCCCCACUGGAGAUGAAUCAGCUGAAACAGAUGCAGCUGUCAUGACUGUUGAAGCACAACCAGAACAAACUGAUGGAGAUGACGUUGAAAUUGGCUGUCCCAUAACAUGCGGCGACUGUAAAGCGGUGUUGCUAGUGAAGAAGUUUGUGUGCCCAGGCAUCAACGUCAAAUGUGUGAAGUAUGAAGACCAGCUCAUCAGCCCAAAGCAGUUUGUGCACAUUUCUGGAAAAGCCACUCUGAAAGAUUGGAAAAGAGCCAUCAGGAUGGGUGGAAUCAUGUUAAGAAAAAUGAUGGAUUCAGGUCAACUUGACUUUUACCAGCACAGCACUCUGUGCACCAACACCUGCCGCAGCACCAAGUUUGACCUUUUAAUCAACAACACACGGUUCCCUCCUGACGGCUCUGGACUGACCACGCCCACGUCUUCUCAAGCUCAGGUGGCUUUGGGUAAUGGCGGCACAGCAGGAGAGGACCGGGUGGAGGUUCUGAGCGGGAAGAUGGACUGGAUAACAAGCUCACUGGAGGCUGCAGACAAGAAGGAGUCUAAUGAGAUCUCAGAGGACACGCUGAACUUCUGGAAGGGCAUCGCUGAUGUGGGUUUGCUGGGUGAAGUGGUGACCAACAUCAGUACAGAGCUGCUGGAGCUGCUGAACGGCGUGCAGCAGCGCAGGGAGCCGGCUGCCUUACAGGACACAGAUUCCUGUCUGGUAGAGGUGGCGGUGCUCAGUAACCUCGCCCAGGUGUUCGGCCUGCUCGACUCGGUCAAGAAGACGCUGGAAAGGAGGAGGCAGCAGACGGAUCCCAGCCAGGAGCAAAUCCUCAGCACGCUCACCAACCUGGAGCUGCAGUUGGAGGAACAGAGGAAGCAGCAGCAGGUGCGGGCUCUCCUGUCCUGCCCGCAGCCCGCCAAAAACAAAACUCCCACCAAGCGGCAGACCAAGCGGCCUCGCCUCCAGAGGCCCGCCUCCACCACCACCCUCCUCACCUCCCCCAUCAGCCAGCAGGCCACCCUGCAGCCCCAGCAGUUCACCGUUCUCUCCCCCAUCUCUCUGUCCUCCGUGGGCCAGCCAUUCACCGUGGCGGGCCUGCCCAUCGCCUCCCUGGCCCAGUCCUCCAACACGGUCACCCUGCUCCCCGCCGGCUCACAGCUCUUCACCCGCUACAUGGUGGCCGGGGACGGAAAGACGGACACCAUAACCUUGCACCCGUCCUCGGGCCUCACGCUGUUGGGCACCACCAUGCAAGACUCCAGCCAGUUGGGCACGAUGGUGAGCCCCGUAGAGCUGCUGCAGCUGAGCCAGCAGGCUGGCGGCGCGGAGGUGGUGCCCAUCGAAGGCCAGGUGAUGGACGGCACCAUGCUGGUGCAGCAGGAGGUGAUGCAGGGCGAGGUGGAGGCCGGCCAGGAGCACACGGUCAUCGAGAUCAACCCGGCUCCGAUGGAGCAGGGGGUGGGGGUGAUGGAGCUGCAGCUGAGCGGGGACUCGGGCAGAGACGGGACCACCAUGAUGGUCCAGAGCGGGAUGGAGGUGACCAUGGCCGCAGGGGGGGAGGAGACGCAGUGCCAAAUGCAGGAGGAGCAGACUGAGGGGGUUGAGGGGCUGCAGCUGGACGCCAGCGGACAGUUGUCAGGUGUACAGAUAGUGGUGAUAGAAGAGAAUACUCAGGAAGAAAACAAGGUCAAAUGAGACGCACCUCUUACUUUAUCCAGCAGAGCAGGUAUGGACUCAGACUGAAACUGUAAAUACACAGAAUUUCCAAAUCCACAAAUUGCCUUGGCCUAAGACCAAGCUCUAGGGGUAGCCAUUUUUUCUUUUUUGGUGUGUGUAUGUAUGUGUGCGUGUGUGUGUGUGCGUUUGUAUGUGUGUGUGUGUGUGUGUGUGUGUGUGUGUGUGUACAUGCUCCAACUUGUUGAUUUUUAGUUUUGUAUUUAAAGAAUGCCUCUGGUUUUUUACAACUUAGGUCAGAUGUUUGUAAUUUUGGCUCUCAUUUCUAGCUGUAAUAAUAACACCGUACUAACAAAGUCAAACAUUGAGAUGUGCUAACUUUUCAGUAUUUCCAAACAGAAGUCAGACAGGCCAAUACAAGUCAUUAGACACUCAGACAGGCUUUAUACAAAUCUUCAGAUAAACAGAUAAAUCUGUUGUGUUUUCCUGUACAAUAAUAAACCUUUUCAGUGUGCUCACUUUCAGUUUUACCUCGAAAUAAAAAGGGGUAUAUCAGAGUUUCCUGGACCUGUAACAGUAUGAUUAUUCAAAAAGAGCUGAAGAAUGAUUAAAUAACAUUUCAGACGAUCAUAACCUUAAACUUAGAAAAAGCGUUUUGCCUGGAUAAUCUUUCUUAGGUUAUUGGGUUUUUUUCCCAUUUGUGAAACAGUUGAAAAAAAGCUUUCUAUGAUGUUUGUUCUAAGUAACUAACUAAGUAAAUAAGCAACUAAGUUCUUUUAGUCCUAUUGAGAACAGGAGGAAUGGUGCACUUCAGCCCCUUGUGACCGAAAAGAGUAUUACAACAACAAACACCAAGGCUGCAUUCACAAGAUCUGGCAGUGCAGCAGAAACGCCAGCAUUCUCCAGAUCAUAAAUGUGGAGAUCAUAAAAACAAUCUGACAUUAUACGAGCAUUGUGAAGAAAAAAAGUCGACCUGUGCUUCGUCCUGCAGCUAAUCACGGCACACAAACAAACUAAACCCAAAACUUUUCACAGAUGGAAAAAAACCUAGAAAAACAAUCCUGGCAAAACUUUGUUUCACCUAUUCUUAAGUCAUAAACACAGUAAAGAAAACAGUUGAAAACAGAUGAAAAAGGGCCUCUCAGGGCUUCCGUAUGGUUUAAGACUACACAGUCACACAGAGGGAACUCUUGGGCUGUGUGAUGUGGCCAGACUCUUCUAUCCUGAUAUAUAUCAUCUUGAUAAUAAUGUAUAUCACGAUACAGUAUAUACAUGUUCACUCCCACAUGCAACUAUAGAAUGCCAUAUUGCUAUUCCGCCCCUGGUUUUUCAUACUGAUGGAAACAAUAUAUGAACUAUUUAUGAUACACAUUUUUAUAUUGUUUUACCCUACAAAUUGCCAUAUUGCCCAGCCCUAAGAACCCCCUGAUUAAGUUAAUAAGGCUAAACUGUUCACAGUUUCCAGCCUGUCUAUAUAAAACUAGAGCUGAAACAAUUAUUCGAUUAAUUGAACAAGAAUCGAUUAUUAAAUUAAUCGUCAACUAUUUUGAUAAUCUAAUAAUUGGUUCGAGCAGUUUUUUUAAGACAAUAAGUCCAAAUCCUCUGAUUUCAGGGUCACUUCUGGUUUCUUUGUUCCUUUAUGACAAUAAACUGAAUAUCUCUUUGGUUUGUGGACAAAACAAGAGAUUUGAGGACGUCAUCUUGUGGUUUUGGAAACACUGAUUGAUAUUUGUCAACAUUUUAUUGACCAAUCAACUAAUCAAUUAAUCGUUAAAAUAAUCGACAGAUUCAUCGAUAAUGAAUAUAAUCGUUAGUUGCAGCUCUACAGUAUAUACAUUUUCACUCCCACAUGCAACAUCAGAAUUGCCAUCAGCCACUUAUUUUUCUUUCUGAUAGAAACAA
This is a messenger RNA of Centropristis striata (black sea bass), 4255 nucleotides long. It is a transcript of the gene gmeb1, whose product is annotated as glucocorticoid modulatory element binding protein 1. Lineage: Eukaryota; Metazoa; Chordata; Actinopteri; Perciformes; Serranidae. The record is from RefSeq and is a predicted model, not a curated record. Gene Ontology annotation, biological process: positive regulation of transcription by RNA polymerase II. Bases 572 to 2374 code for a protein of 600 amino acids. Gene Ontology annotation, molecular function: DNA-binding transcription activator activity, RNA polymerase II-specific; RNA polymerase II cis-regulatory region sequence-specific DNA binding. Gene Ontology annotation, cellular component: nucleus. The transcript is spliced from 10 exons.